CAACUCACCGCAUACCCUCUCCCUGCAUGCAACUAACCGCAUACCCUCUCCCUGCAUGCAACUCAUCGCAUGUCCUCUCCCUCCAUGCAACUCACCGCAUACCCUCUCCCUGCAUGCAACUCACCGCAUGUCCUCUCCCUGCAUGCAACUCACUGCAUACCCUCUCCCUGCAUGCAACUCAUCGCAUGUCCUCUCCCUCCAUGCAACUCACCGCAUACCCUCUCCCUGCAUGCAACUCACCGCAUACCCUCUCCCUGCAUGCAACUCACCGCAUAUCCUCUCCCUCCAUGCAACUCACCGCAUAUCCUCUCCCUCCAUGCAACUCACCGCAUAUCCUCUCCCUGCAUGCAACUAACCGCAUACCCUCUCCCUGCAUGCAACUCACCGCAUAUCCUCUCCCUGCAUGCAACUCACCGCAUAUCCUCUCCCUGCAUGCAACUCACCGCAUACCCUCUCCCUGCAUGCAACUCACCGCAUAUCCUCUCCCUCCAUGCAACUCACCGCAUACCCUCUCCCUGCAUGCAACUCAUCGCAUGUCCUCUCCCUGCAUGCAACUCACCGCAUACCCUCUCCCUGCAUGCAACUCACCGCAUACCCUCUCCCUGCAUGCAACUCAUCGCGUGUCCUCUCCCUGCAUGCAACUCACCGCAUACCCUCUCCCUGCAUGCAACUCACCGCAUAUCCUCUCCCUCCAUGCACCUCACCGCAUAUCCUCUCCCUUCAUAAAACUCACCGCAUAUCCUCUCCCUUCAUAA
This is a messenger RNA of Candidula unifasciata, 755 nucleotides long. Lineage: Eukaryota; Metazoa; Mollusca; Gastropoda; Stylommatophora; Geomitridae. The record is from the annotation of a GenBank genome assembly.